Drosophila serrata is the source of this 657-nucleotide messenger RNA. RefSeq names its product Coiled-coil domain containing 53 (gene CCDC53). Gene Ontology annotation, cellular component: WASH complex. Gene Ontology annotation, biological process: exocytosis; actin filament polymerization. The record is from RefSeq and is a predicted model, not a curated record. NCBI's taxonomy places the organism in Eukaryota, Metazoa, Arthropoda, Insecta, Diptera, Drosophilidae.
CGAGUAAUCGAUUACUCCCUUUACUUGCGAAUUUAGUUUUUAUAUUUCAGCGAUAUAAUGGAAAACUCUUCAAUUAUAGGCGUUGACAAAACGCAGGUACCACCGCUCAACCAGAAGCGCAUCCUGGCAUUUGUGAACCACUUCUUGGUCAACACCUGCAACUUCCUCAAUGAAUUUGCACUGGGCUGCGAGACAAAGUUCGUGGAAAUGGAGAGGCAGCUACAAAAAACGGAGGCUUCCCUGAUAAUCCUCGAGGCGAAGCUCGCCUCCAUCCCCACCGAUCACCUAGUACCGAGCGAAGGUGCGAAUGUACCAGCACAGUCUGAAAAGCCCAUCGAAGCCCCAACGCCGGAUUCGGAAAUCACGUCCAUGUCCGAAAAACCCGUAGAUGAAGCCCCAGCGGAGCCAGCCGGUGUGCGUGCUUGCGAGGAUGUGCGCUACAGAAAGUUCUUCAAGAUGCUGCAUGUAGGAGUUCCCGCGGCGGCAGUCAAGCAGAAGAUGCAAUCCGAGGGCCUGAAUCCGCGCUUAUUGGACACACCGGAUAUGGUCCUGGCAGACGGUGUCCGUGAGUGACCAAUUGAGAGGAAGAGCCCGCCUUGUGAUAUAGCAGUUUUUGCUAGCGUUUUCAAUUAAACAUUUUUAAAGCUUACGUCUACA